This is a messenger RNA of Ricinus communis (castor bean), 3405 nucleotides long. Its product is annotated as respiratory burst oxidase homolog protein D. The record is from RefSeq and is a predicted model, not a curated record. Gene Ontology annotation, molecular function: NAD(P)H oxidase H2O2-forming activity; calcium ion binding; peroxidase activity. Gene Ontology annotation, cellular component: plasma membrane. Lineage: Eukaryota; Viridiplantae; Streptophyta; Magnoliopsida; Malpighiales; Euphorbiaceae. The coding region runs from base 236 to 2986 and encodes 916 amino acids. The transcript is spliced from 12 exons.
GGCGUACCCUCCUUCCUUCCUACAACUUUCGCGCAGUUGCCUACGAGCUUUCUCUGCAUUGCAUACAAUAUAAAGCCAGGAGAAGGUUCUAUCGUACCAUUCAACACACAGAUACGAAAGUUGCCUAAUCAAAUUCUUUUAUUUUCCAUUUAAAAAAAAAAAAAAAAGUUUCUUCAUCCUCGUUUUCUACAUUCAUUUUUGUUGUUCUCCGCCCUGCCAGAAGGAAAAAAAAAACAUGAGGAAAGAAACCACAACUACUGAUCCUCAUCAGGGCAAAGGCACUUAUUAUUUUUCAGAUAACACCUCGGACACUGAGAGCAUUGCCAGCGAUCGAACUGCCUUUAGCGGUCCUCUUGGAGUUGGAGUUGGAGCUCCUCUCCACAAAAAACGUUCCUCAAAGAAGAGCGCAAGGUUCAAUCUUCCACCCGAAACCUCCUCUGCCGGUGUCGAGGAUCCAUCCAGCUCCUAUGUAGAGAUUACUCUUGACAUUCGCGACGACUCUGUGGCGGUUCACAGCGUCCAGGGGGCUAAUUAUGAGGACCCAGAUUUGGCGUUGCUUGCAAAGAGGACUCUCGAGAACAAGUCUACUUCCCUGUUUCGAAACACCUCUUCCCAUAUAAAGCAGGAGCUCAAACGUUUUGCUUCCCUGUCAAGGAGACCUUCUGCCGCUAAAAGGUUUGAUAGAACAAAGUCAGCUGCUGCUCAUGCCCUGAAGGGCCUCAAGUUCAUCGCCGCAAAAACUGGAUCUUCUGCAAAUGGAUGGUCUUCUGUUGAAAAGAGAUUUCAACAACUUACUGUUAAUACUGAUGGUCUCCUUCACUGUUCCUUGUUCGGUGAAUGCAUAGGCAUGAACAAGGAUUCAAAGGAAUUUGCUGGUGAAUUAUUUCGCGCGCUUGCUCGGAAGCAUAACAUAAAUGGUGAUUCUAUUAACAAGGCACAGCUAAAAGAUUUCUGGGACCAGAUCUCUGAUGAAAGCUUCGAUUCCCGGCUCCAAAUAUUCUUUGACAUGGUGGACAGAGACGCUGACGGAAGAAUCACAGAAGAAGAAGUAACAGAGAUUAUCAGUUUAAGUGCUUCUGCAAACAAGCUCUCCAACAUUCAGAAACAAGCCAAGGAAUACGCUGCCCUAAUUAUGGAAGAAUUAGACCCAGAUAAUGCUGGAUACAUCAUGAUUUAUAAUCUAGAAACACUACUACUGCAAGCUCCAAACCAAUCUGUCAGAAUUGGAGAUAGCCGAGUUUUGAGUCAACUACUGAGUCAGAAACUCAAGCCUACACAAGAGACCAAUCCAUUAAAAAAAUGGUAUCAAAAGGCCAAGUACUUUUUCUUAGAUAACUGGCAGAGAGUGUGGAUCAUGGCAUUGUGGCUGGGAAUCGUAGCUGGUUUAUUUAGUUACAAGUUUGUACAGUACCGAAAUAAGGCUGUAUUCGAGGUAAUGGGCUACUGUGUUUGCAUUGCCAAAGGAGGGGCAGAGACACUUAAAUUCAAUAUGGCCUUGAUUUUACUGCCUGUCUGUCGGAACACCAUUACUUGGCUCAGAAACAAGACUAAGUUGGGAGUGGCUGUGCCUUUCGACGACAAUCUCAAUUUCCACAAGGUGAUUGCCGUUGGAAUUGCCAUUGGGAUUGGGCUACAUGCAGGUGCGCAUUUAACUUGUGAUUUUCCACGGCUUCUCCAUGCCACUGAAGAGGAAUACGAGCCUAUGGAGCCUUAUUUUGGGGAAGACCAACCCGAAAACUACUGGUGGUUUGUAAAAGGGGUGGAGGGGGUCACAGGAAUUAUAAUGGUAGUCCUAAUGGCUAUAGCCUUCACACUAGCCACUCCUUGGUUUAGGCGUAACAAGCUCAAUCUUCCCAAACCCCUCAAGAAACUAACAGGUUUCAAUGCCUUCUGGUAUUCUCAUCAUCUCUUCGUAAUUGUCUACGCUCUCCUCAUUGUCCAUGGUAUUUACCUCUACCUCACCAAGACAUGGUAUCAUAAAACGACAUGGAUGUAUCUAGCAGUGCCCAUAAUCCUUUAUGCAUGUGAGAGGUUGAUCAGGGCAUUUAGAUCACGAAUCAAGUCCGUUAAGAUUCUCAAGGUUGCUGUAUAUCCGGGAAAUGUCCUAGCAUUGCACAUGUCAAAGCCACAAGGCUUCAAAUAUAAGAGUGGACAGUACAUGUUUGUCAACUGCGCUGCAGUUUCUCCCUUCGAAUGGCAUCCAUUUUCUAUCACAUCAGCACCAGGAGAUGACUACCUCAGUGUGCAUAUUCGAACUUUGGGUGACUGGACCCGCCAGCUCAAAACUGUUUUUUCUGAGGUUUGUAAGCCUCCAACUGCUGGUAAGAGUGGACUGCUCAGAGCUGAGGGAAACAAUCCUGGGUUUCCAAAGAUAUUGAUAGACGGACCGUACGGAGCUCCAGCACAGGACUACAAAAAAUACGACGUGGUGCUGUUGGUAGGGCUAGGGAUAGGGGCUACACCCAUGAUUAGCAUUGUGAAGGACAUCAUUAAUAACAUGGAGGAAGAUGAUGGUGAGUUAGAGAGUGGGAGAGCGACAGCUGCAAAUAACAACAAUAGCAGUAACAACAGGACGAGGAAAGCCUACUUCUAUUGGGUGACGAGGGAACAAGGUUCAUUCGAGUGGUUCAAAGGGAUAAUGAACGAGGUUGCAGAAAUGGAUGAUAAGGGGGUGAUAGAGCUGCACAACUACUGCACCAGCGUGUAUGAAGAAGGAGACGCCAGGUCAGCCCUGAUUGCAAUGCUUCAGUCGCUCCACCAUGCCAAAAACGGUGUCGAUGUUGUUUCGGGGACAAGGGUCAAAUCCCACUUUGCCAAGCCGAAUUGGCGGCAAGUCUACAAGAAAAUUGCACUCCACCAUCCUGAUGCAAGAAUUGGAGUUUUCUACUGUGGGGCACCAGCACUAACAAAAGAGCUAAGACAACUAGCUUUGGACUUCUCCCACAAGACCUCCACUAAGUUCGAUUUUCACAAGGAGAACUUUUAAAUUUGAGCAACAGGGUAUACAGAUACAUACGAUUCUGUGGUAGCAAAUUCAUAUAUUAUGGCUGACUCACUGGUAUACAACGUCAUCCAAUUAGCUACACCGGGAAUAGUUAUUAUACGUAGUUCCUCUAAUUUAAUUUAUUCGAGUUUAAAUUUCAAUUUUAAGAACAGAGAAAUUCUUGAUACAAAAAAAGAAAAAGAAAGAAGAUGUAAUUAUAUUUGAUGGAGCUGCUAAUCAAGAAUUAAAGUUGAUGGAAUUUGAUAAGCCUGUGUUUGUUCCAUUGAUUGCGUUUAGUGGGGGAUUUACCAGAAGAAACUAUGGGAACUAAAGUCACUUUUCUUACAUAUAUUUAAUCUAUGUCGUAUUGUACUGAGCAUAUGACUUUCACGAGUAGUAAUGAUAAUUUUCAUUUUAACAUA